Messenger RNA from Myzus persicae (green peach aphid), 1293 nucleotides. RefSeq names its product zinc finger MYM-type protein 1-like. The coding region runs from base 1 to 1293 and encodes 430 amino acids. The transcript has a single exon. NCBI's taxonomy places the organism in Eukaryota, Metazoa, Arthropoda, Insecta, Hemiptera, Aphididae. The record is from RefSeq and is a predicted model, not a curated record.
AUGUAUCAAAAUAUUACUGAACAAAUUAUACUAGAAAUAAAAUUAAAUAAAUAUUUUUCUUUAUCUGUAGAUUCUACUCCCGAUGUAUCACACACGGAUCAACUUACUUUUAUAAUAAGAUAUGUUCUUGAAUCAGGAGAACCUGUUGAGAGGUUUUUGAAAUUUAUUCAACUUCCUGGCCAUAAAAGUAGUAUUAUGGAAACUAUUAUUUUAGAUACGCUUUUGUCUCUUGGCUUGGAUAUUAAUGAUUGUAGAGGACAAUCGUAUGAUAACGCGGCUAACAUGUCUUGUGCGUAUACAGGAUUGCAAGCAAGAAUUAAGCAACACUACCCGUUAGCAUUCUAUGUGCCAUGCUCGGCACUUUCGUUAAACUUAGUUAGUGUAGCAGCAGCUGAUUGUUGCUUACAAGCUACUAAAUUUUUUAUGUUUGUGCAAAAAAUAUUUGUAUUUUUUAGUGCUUCGACUGGAAGAUGGUCAGUACUUCUCAGACAUAUAGAAAACAGUAAUGAUACAAUUUUAUUACCAAAAUCACUAUCUCAGACCCGAUGGUCAGCAAGAAGUGAUGCAUGUAGAGCCUUGUUGUGUGGUUAUGAAUUGUUUUAUGAAGCUUUAAAAGAAAUUUCUUUAAAUCCUUCAGAAAAACCCGCAACCAAAGUCGAGGCUUUAGGACUAUGUAAAAGUUUUAAUAAGUUGGAAACGGGUAUAAUGACAGUUUUUUGGAAUGAUGUAUUACAAAGAUUUGAUAAAACAAGUAUAACUCUUCAAAAAGUUACAAUUAAUUUGUGUGAUGUUGUGUUGUUGUAUAAAUCACUAUUAAACUAUGUAAACGAAUUGAGGGAUCGUUUUGAUGAUUAUGAAGUUAUAGGAAAAAUAAUUUCAAAAUGCGAAAAUUAUGAAAAAGAUGAACAGAGAAAAAGAAAUAUUUCCAAACGGUUAGACAAAUAUAUCGAAAAUGAAGUCAUUUUAGAAGGAAAAGAAGCUAUGAAAAUAAAUACAUUUUUUGUGAUAAUUGACAAACUGGUCCUAGAAUUAUUAGAAAGAUCAAAAGCUUACACUGAAAUUGAUAGUCUAUUUAAUUUUUUUUCAGACUUGCUAUUUAUAUGCCCGAAAAUAUUAAAAGAAAGAACUAAAAGAUUAGUUGAAAAAUAUUCUAAUGACCUAGAAGAUGAGCUGUAUGAGGAAUGUUUACAUUUCAAGCAAUUUUUAAAUGAGAUUGAAAUAGAGGAGUCAGAUAAAAAAUCUCCCAGCAGGUAUCUAGUUUGGCUUCAUUUAGUGCGAAUUCAGAAUUACUAG